Molecule: messenger RNA, 2405 nt
Organism: Papilio polytes (common Mormon)
Lineage: Eukaryota; Metazoa; Arthropoda; Insecta; Lepidoptera; Papilionidae
Gene: dnr1
Product: E3 ubiquitin-protein ligase MYLIP
Exons: 6
Coding region: 273-1742 (489 amino acids)
Biological process (GO): ubiquitin-dependent protein catabolic process
Cellular component (GO): cytoskeleton
Molecular function (GO): ubiquitin-protein transferase activity
Source: RefSeq, a predicted model, not a curated record
UGCGUCACGACGUCACUUCUUUAUCAUUUCGGUGGCAAACUUAACGUAGUAUGGCCGUCGUAUGGAAGUAUUCACAGUUUUACUUCCACAAAGAAUACGCGAUAAACAUUUCACAGAGCGCGUUGCGAAAGACAUUUUUAAACAAAUUUUUCACGCGAGUGAGAUAAACAUUGAAAGUUUAGUGUAAACUCAACGUGUAUUAGUAAUUUAAUAACGUUCGACCUAAAUAUUUUCAUUAAUUUUUCGGUUUUGAUUUUAAUAAAUUAUCCAAAAUGUGGUUAGUUAGUCAGCCGAAUUCUGUGAUUUUGGAAGUCAAAGUGGACCCUAACUCUAUUGGACAAGACUGCCUUGAAAAAGUAUGCGAGAAACUGGAAAUCGGCGCCGAGUCUGAUUACUUCGGACUACGCGUAUGCCAUGGCUCAGGUCCUGGAAGAUGGCUGAACUUGCGCAACCCACUAGACCCUCACCGUAUCCCCGGCGGUCGUCUAGAGCUUCGCGUCAAGUUCUGGGUACCACCACAUCUCCUUAUCAAUGAACCGACGCGACAUCAACACUUUUUACACGCGAAACUAGACCUUAUUGAAGGCAGACUAGUAGUCGCUGAUCAAGAAGUCGCACGACGUAUAAUCGCGUAUAUAGCCCAAGCAGAAACUGGCGAUUGCGAUGUAGAUCUGCCUCCCACACAUAUCUAUGAAGAAUGCGACAAGAUUGGACCUCAAGGCGUUAAACCUGAAGAUCAUAUGGAAAAGAUUAUAGAAUACCAUUGUGAGAUAGCGGGCAUGAGGGCAUCCCAAGCGGAGUACAGACUACUGAAAGAGAUAUCGAAACUCGAGUCGUUUGGUGAAGAAUUAUUCUUCUGCAAGCCGGUUACUCAGAGUAACAACGCUCACAACCUCUACAGCCACUUACUGUAUCAUAGACAGCAAGUAGAAGAGCCUAGAGCGAGGGAUGAACAGGAGAUAGACGGGGGAGGGACGGUCGGUUGCUUGACUUCGGGACAGAAUGUGGGGGGUUGCGGGUGUCGGCUGAGUACAUGCGUCGGCGUCGGCCCACACGGCAUUGUCGUGUACCGCCCCGCCUGCAACGGCGACCAGGACAUUGGUGUAGAAAAACAAAGCAUCCCAUAUACGUCAAUCCACCGUGCACAACCAUUACGUCGGCUGUUCCAAAUGACUUACGUCACGGGCGAGGGUCAUGAGGCGACUUUACACGUGAAGAUGGCGACCUCAGGGCAGGCGGCGGCGUUAUACCGUGCUGUUACAGAGAAACACGCCUUCUACUGCUGCGAAACAGUACGCAGUGACGUCACAGAGCAGUUCAUCAGGGAUCUCAAGGGCACAAUAGCGUCUAUAUUCAACGAUUCGUCAACACUGGGCCGUCGUUACGUAUUCGAUAUUAGACGCACGUGUCGCGAGGUACACGACCGCGCUCGCCGCGCCGCGCACACGCACGCAUACGCACAUGAACCACGCACGAGACGUAGAUCCGGCAGUCAAUAUGAGGACGCCCGGCCGCGCUCUCGCAGCAGCAGCAGCGGCAACGCGGGCGAGGCGCUGGCGUGUCGCGUGUGCAUGGACGCCGCCAUUGACACGCUACUGCUGCCUUGCAGACACGUUGUGUGUUGCCAGAACUGCGCACCAAGAUGCGAUCGUUGCCCGCUGUGUCGCUGCGAAAUAGAGAAGUUAAUGCACAUAUUCCUGCCGGUUGAAUAUCAGAAAAGUCCCGGAGUUAUAAUAAAAUGAUAGAUAUAUCUCAAAUCGAAGACUCGACUAUGAAACGGCAAAACGAAUACGAAAUAUCGUUUUUGGAUACAACGCCCCGCCAUUGAGCUCGCGUGACAGCUGUCAAAGUUGACAGUUUGACGUUGAAAUUGUGUCUAUGGUAUUAAGAACGCAUUCAUUUAAGUUAGAACAAUUAAAUGAGUGGGAGAAUUAAAUUGACUCCGUAAGUGACCAGUGAAACUCGUAAAAUGUGUGUGUGAUUGUUUGUCUAGUCAAAAAUGUUGACUUCGUUUUUGCAUUUUUUUACUUUUUGUCCAAUGGAGUGUUGCCAGGGCCAUUCCAAUAUUUAACAACAAAUAUAUUGGUACUUAUCUUAGAGUAAAAAAUCAAUAAAUCUAAGUUAAUUAAAUAAGAAUUUCUUCCUUCGUUUUAGAAGGCGUUAAUUUUUAUAUGAUUUUGUUAACACUAACAAAUGGCUUUUGUGCCACUUAACAAACAUGAUUAUUAAAAAUCUGAAAACCAAAAAUAAAAAAUCUUUGUAAGAUAAAUGAAAUGUGCAUUUUAAUAUUAUUAAAGAUAUUGUAUAUUUUGGAUAACGCUAACUUUUACGUUAGAACUAAUUUUAAUUGUAAGACCCAUGGUCUAUAAGUUCUUUAAGAAAAAAUAAACAUAAUAAACUAUGAA